AUGGCUCCUGAGAAACGCACCGUUCUGAUAACUGGAUGCUCCGAUGGCGGCCUCGGUGCCGCCCUCGCGCUGGCCUUUCACAAACAGGGCGACCGCGUCUUUGCAACGGCGCGCACUCCCUCCAAAAUGUCGUCCUUACAGUCCCUCGGCAUCGAAACUCUACCCCUAGAUGUCCUCUCCGAAGAGUCAAUCAGGACUUGCGUCGAGAAAGUCUCGUCUCUGACCGGCGGUUCGUUGGACAUCUUGGUUAACAACGCCGGCGCUGGGUUUAACAUGCCGGUCCUCGAUAUUCCGAUUGCUGAAAUCCGGAGACAGUUCGAGCUCAAUGUGUUUAGUGCGCUCCGAGUGAUACAGUUGUUUUUCCCGCUGCUUCGCGAUUCGACGACGAAGAACAAGAUGAUUGUGAACAAUACCUCAUGUGGCGCCGUGCUAACCCUGCCGUUCAUGGGACCAUAUUCGGCCUCAAAAGCCGCACUCGCCAGCUUCAGCGAAACCCUACGGCUUGAAAUGCAAGCAUUUGGGAUCAAAGUCAUCGAUUUACGGACCGCAGGUGUGAGAUCGAAAUUCUUUGACAACGUCAACGUCGAAAUGAGUCCCACCUUACCGGAAAACAGUCCCUAUUCGCCGGGCAAAGACAUUGUCGAAAAGUUUAUCAGUCAAGGUCCAUCAGUGAGACUCAUGGAUGCAGACGUCUGGGCGAAGAACGUGGUGAGGGAUUUAUCCAAGCGUGGUGGAAAAGGUGCACCACAUCAGAUCUGGAGGGGUCAGGGAGCGACGUCCGCAUGGUUCUCAGCGACGGCCGUGCCCGUGGGAUGGAUGGAUGGAGUGGUGAAGAAGUUUUCAGGGUUGGAUAUGGUGGAGAGGAGGAUAGAGGAGAAGGAAAACAUGGCUUGA
Cladophialophora bantiana CBS 173.52 is the source of this 894-nucleotide messenger RNA. RefSeq lists its product as uncharacterized. Gene Ontology annotation, cellular component: endoplasmic reticulum; lipid droplet. The transcript has a single exon. Gene Ontology annotation, molecular function: triacylglycerol lipase activity; acylglycerone-phosphate reductase (NADP+) activity. Gene Ontology annotation, biological process: triglyceride catabolic process; phosphatidic acid biosynthetic process. Bases 1 to 894 code for a protein of 297 amino acids. Lineage: Eukaryota; Fungi; Ascomycota; Eurotiomycetes; Chaetothyriales; Herpotrichiellaceae. The record is from RefSeq and is a predicted model, not a curated record.